Messenger RNA from Phodopus roborovskii (desert hamster), 4018 nucleotides. It is a transcript of the gene Cfap251, whose product is annotated as cilia and flagella associated protein 251. Gene Ontology annotation, cellular component: sperm flagellum. Bases 120 to 3878 code for a protein of 1252 amino acids. The record is from RefSeq and is a predicted model, not a curated record. Gene Ontology annotation, molecular function: protein binding. The transcript is spliced from 21 exons. NCBI's taxonomy places the organism in Eukaryota, Metazoa, Chordata, Mammalia, Rodentia, Cricetidae.
AGCAGAGCUGCCACUGUGCAUUUCAAUGUUAAUACCUCAGGAAGCAGGAAGCUGAAGCAGGAAACAAGAGGGGCCUGCUGAGUCUGUGUCAAACAUUUUCUAGAGGAAACUACAGAAGAAUGUCAGAUGCAGAAGAAAGUGUAGAAACAGAAAAAGAAGAGGAAGAAGAAAAUCUACAACACAGCCUAACUGAAGAUAAAUUAUCAUGGGAGGAGUCCCAGGAGGAGGAGGAGGAGGGAUUGGAAGGGAAAUGGAUGAAGGAGGAGGAACAUAUAGAAGAAGGAGAAGCAGCAAGAGGAAAGGAAGAGAAAGGGGAGGAACAGAUAGAAGAAGGAGAAGCAGGAAGAGGAAAGGAAGAGAAAGGGGAGGAACAGAUAGAAGAAGGAGAAGCAGGAAGAGGAAAGGAAGAGAAAGGGGAGGAACAGAUAGAAGAAGGAGAAGCAGGAAGAGGAAAGGAAGAGAAAGGGGAGGAAGAGAAAGUAAGAGGAGAGGAAGAGGAAAUAGACAAUGAGAAAGAGGAAAUGAGAGAGAAGGAGGAAGGCAUGAGAGAGGAGGGAGAGAGAUGGGAGGGAAAGGAAAGCGGUGAAGAGGAAAACGGUGAGGGAAGAAAGGAAGAGGAGAAGGAAGAGGAAGAGCAUGAGGUAGAAAGACAGGAGGGAACAGAAGAGGAGAAGAGAGAUAUUGUCAUAAAAGAACCCGAGGAAAAAGUUGGAAAAGACCAUGAAAUGACAAAGAAGUCUAAAACCACAUUCAGCUUAGAUGAUAUUGUCAUCAGCUCUGAGUCAUCCACAUCGGCUUCUUCAUUGAAUGGAAUCUCAGGAAGUAGCAAGUCGUCCUCCCGCUCCCAAAGUCCUCAAGUAAGCGAGAUUUUCAGAGAUAAUGAUACAAAAAUUGAAAUUACUAAGGCGGCUGACUUCAGGUCUGAGGAGGAAGAGAUCGAUUCUCUCAGGAGGAAGUCAUCGAAGGAAGAUGAGGAAACAGCCCAAGAAUGGAGAGACUCAGAACCAAAACAGGAAAGAAGGGCUAAAGCAGAAUCCAGAAAACUGUCCUUCCUCCUCACAGGGGAGGAAAGGCAGAAGUCAUCCCUGUCCCACACUGGGAGUUCCAAGGAGUCACUGGUGUCCACCUCCACAGAGGACACCUUGUUCCAGAAGGAGGAGGGCUCCAAGGUGUAUCCUUUGACCAUGACCUGGUCCUUUGGAUGGAACAGUUUCCUCCCUGUCUACUACCUCCGGGAGGACCAGAGAAUCCUUCUCUAUGUCUGUGCUCACACCGCUGUCAUCUACAAUGUCUUCAGAAAUACACAGUACCACCUUCAGGGCCACCCUAACAUCAUCUCCUGCCUCUGUGUCAGUGAAGACAGGCGAUGGAUCGCCACAGCAGACAAAGGACCAGACUGCCUCAUAAUUAUAUGGGAUUCCUUCACAGGAAUCCCCGUGCACACCAUAUUUGACAGCUGUCCAGAAGGUAAUGGCAUAAGGUCCAUAGCCAUCACUCGUGAUGCCAAGCUUCUGGCUACCAUCUCAGAUGCUGAAAUCCAGAAAGUGUGCAUCUGGAAGUGGACUUUGGCAGUGGAGACGCCUUCAUGCACUCUCAACCUGCCCAAAGAGUAUGGUUUCCAGAACUGCCUCACCUUCAACCCAGCAAACAAUAAAGAGCUGGUGAGCAACAGCAAGACACAGACCGUCUAUUACUCCUGGUUUGAAGAGAAGGGUAUCCUUGCUCACAGUGCCCCGGUUUUAACAGAGAAAACAUUCAACAAACUUGUGGGAAAAUUUAGCCAGUCCACCUUUCACUUGAAGUUAUCACAAAUACUUUCAGCCACAAAGGAAGGGAAGCUUGUUGUCUGGGAUAUCCACUACCCGCCAUCCUCCUCCUCCACGUUGGCCUUUCCCUUCAUCAAGCCUUGUAAACUGGUCCAUUUACAGAAGGAAGGCAUCACUGUCCUCACCACAGUGGACAGCUACAUUGUUACAGGUGACAUUAAGGGUAACAUUAAGUUCUACGAUCAUACCCUGUCUGUUGUCAACUGGUACAGUAACUUCAAACUAGGUGCCAUAAGGACUCUGUCCUUUUCAAAGACCUUAGCAAGUACACCUACAGAGAAGUCCAUCCUCCCCACAGACUGCACUUUAAAGGGGGACCUUUUCGUCAUCAGGAAUUUUAUUAUCGGAACAUUUGAUGCCACUGUGUACCACAUGACGGCAGAUGGUACCAGACUUGAGAAGCUCUUUGUGGAACCCAGGGAUGCUGUUUAUGCCAUCUCCUGCCACCCGUACCAACCCCUCAUCGCAGUUGGGAGUGUCUGUGGGAUGAUCAAGGUGUGGAACUACGAAAAGAAGGUGUAUCUGUUCAGCAGGGCUUUUGAGAAGGGGCUUGGCGUCCAGAGUCUGACCUACAACCCCGAAGGAGCCCUGCUUGGAGCUGGAUUCACCGAGGGGACAGUUUAUAUUCUCGAUGCAAUGUCGUUAGAAAAUGAAAGUCCAGAGCCCUUCAAAUAUUCCAGAACUAGCAUAUCUCACGUCAGCUUCUCGCACGAUUCCAAUUACAUGGCGACUGCUGAUGUCAGUUUCACCGUGGCCGUGUAUAUGGUGGUGGUCAAAAAUGGACAGAGGGUCUGGGAAUACCUGGCGAGACUCCGCUCUCAUCAUAACACCAUUCGAAGCCUCCUGUUUGGGGUUCACCUGGAUAGCAACGAGCCCAGGCUGCUGAGCCUCGGGAAAGACAGGUUCCUGAUAGAGUAUAAUCUUAUCAAGAGCUACAAAGACCACCUGGAAGUCUUGGACAUUCACCGAACAGACCAGGGGAGCUACCCCACCUGCAUGAUCUGGUACCCGCCGCUCACCAAGGAGCUCUUCCUGCUCAUCUGCAACAGCUGCUACAAGGUGAAGCUCUUCAAUUCCACCACGAAGAUGUGCAGAAAGACGCUCCUGGGACCGGCUUAUGGGUCUCCUAUAGAGCACACACAGGUGCUCCCCGUGAGAUCCACACUAGAGCUGCAGAAGCGGUACUUGGUGUUCAUCAAUAAAGACAAGGUUGGACUCCAGAUCUUACCCGUUGAUGGCAACCCACACAAAACUUGUGCUAUCAUUUGCCACCCAAAUGGAGUGGCUGGAAUGGCUCUUUCCUAUGAUGGCUGCUAUGCCUUCACAGCAGGAGGCCAAGAUUGCUCAGUGGUACAGUGGGAAAUCAACUUAAGUGCCCUGGAUGCAGCUGUUUCUCUUGGGGGUGAAGACUUGACCCCAUUCUACGGUCUGGUGUCUGGUGGCAGAGAAGGAAAAUUCUACAGGGAACUGGAGGAUUACUUCUACUAUUCUCAGAUCCGCAGUCAAGGCAUCGAUACGAUGGAGACCAGGCAGGUGUCGGAGCACAUCUGCCUGUCGGAGCUCCCUUUUGUCAUGAGAGCAAUUGGCUUUUACCCAUCAGAGGAGAUGAUUGAUGACAUGUUUAAUGAGAUCAAGUUUAGCGAAUACGUGGACACUGGGAAUCUGAUCGACAAAAUCAACUUACCGGACUUCCUCAAAGUUUAUCUUAAUCACAGGCCACCUUUUGGGAACACCUUGGCUGGCAUCCAGGAGAGCUUUAACGUGCUGGGUUUCACCAAUUCCCAAGGGAAAAAGGCUAUUCGGAGAGAGGAUUUCCUGAACUUACUCCUCACUAAAGGCGAGCACAUGACAAAGGAGGAGAUGUAUGACUGCUUUGCGACGCUGUUUGGUCUGAAUCCUGAGGGGUGGAAAUCGGAGCCUGCAGCCACCUCCAUCAGAGAUCCAGAAAUCUGCCUGGAAGAAGAACUUCCAGACGAAAUCACUGCAGAAAUAUUCACGACUGAAAUUCUUGGCUUAGCCAUUUCCGACAGUUCCGAACAGUUGGAUGAGUGAAGUCACGGAGAAUGUUGGCAGCAUAAAGGACUUUGUGUGUGCUUGCACACGCAUGUGUGCAUUCCCCAAGAGCCUUUUUCUGUAUGUGCCUACCCCCACCCUGAUUUUUAGAGCGUUUAGACAUUAAAAGCCAAUUUCUC